This is a messenger RNA of Cicer arietinum (chickpea), 803 nucleotides long. RefSeq names its product probable 2-oxoglutarate-dependent dioxygenase AOP1. Lineage: Eukaryota; Viridiplantae; Streptophyta; Magnoliopsida; Fabales; Fabaceae. The record is from RefSeq and is a predicted model, not a curated record.
AUGAUAUAUAUGCAGUGAGACACUCGGUUCAUUGACCUCAAAAGCUCGAGAACUAAGUACGCUUAUCUUGAAGAUGAUUAUCGAAGGUUUUGGACUUCCACAACAAUACAACUUGGAUAUUGAAGAGCUAAAUAACUCCAACGAUUCACGAAUGACUAGGUACCUACUUCCUGAGCAAAACAAGGAUCUUGAGAUUGCUUUGGUACCUCACACUGACAAAGGCACCUUAUCCAUCAUAUGUCACAAUGAAGUCCAAGGUCUGGAGAUUUUACCCAAAACAGGCGAAUGGGUUGAUGUAGUUAUUCCCCCAAAUGGCUAUAUAGUACUCGUCGGUGACAUGUUGAAGGCAUGGAGCAAUGGAAGGUUUGUGGCACCCAUACAUAGAGUGGUGACAAAGGGAGAUAAAGAGAGAUUAGCAUUUAUACUGUUUACUGUACCAAAAGAAGAUAUGACUAUUAAGGCGCCAUCUGAAUUGGUGGACGAUGAAAACCACCCUCUCCGUUACCGACCAUUCAAGUAUGAGGAUUUUAUAAAUUUUCAUUACUCAACUCGCACAGAAAAGGGAGUACUUGAAGAAUUUGCUGGCCUUUGAUCUUUAUCACCGUGAUCCAACACCGUGUCUUUUUAUUUUGUAAUAAUGAAAUGUACUUGGACUUUCAUGUAUGCAAUAAAUUUAGAUCAAAUAAAAUAAAAUGUAUUGCCUUUUAAAAUUAUUUAUGUUAUUUCAUGUUGCACUCUUAAAAAUCUUUAUUUAUGUAAUGUCUAUUACAUCAAUCAAAAGCACUUAUUAUGUUUCUUUUAUA